AUGUUCGAAGAGGAGGAAAAGGCGCAAGUAUUCUUGAAUGAACUGACCAAAGUCAUCCCGUUCUUUGAUAUGCACUUUGCACCUACAAAGUGUAAGGUCAUACUUAUGGACGUGCAGUCACUGAACACGCCCUUUACAAUCCAGGGAGAGGUACUGGAAGUUGGGGAGCGUUUUACGUACCUUGGAAGUUGUAUUAGUUCUGAUUGUAGUGUGACAGAUGAGGUGAAUACACGAAUCUCCAAGGCUCGGGCCGCGUUUGCUUACUUGAGACUCCUGUGGCGUCAGAAGGGUUUAUCCCUGAAUCUGAAGGGACGUGUGUAUCAAGCUACAGUACGGGCUGUUUUGUUGUAUGGCUGUGAGACUUGGCCUAUUCGAGCAGCGGACCUGAGACGUCUUCAGAUGUUUGACAGCCGUUCCCUCGGAAAUCGUUUAGAACUUCGUCCAGCUGAGGAACACCUUCAAGGCUUCAUCAAUAAGUACCGAGAGUGGCUUAUUCCCGAUAUACUUGGAGAAGGGAAACCGGAAGACCUAGCUACUAAGCUGGUCGAAAGUAGAAAUAUCGUGGAUUAUGCCAGGGCUGCCCACCUUACGAAAGCGCAAGUCCAGCGCCUCAUUGAGCUGUUGAUGGGAGUGAAGUCGGGCAAACAGAUUCUUCUCCACAUGAUGGGCAUGCCUUUGGGAGCGUGGAGUGAACUGUAUGUGCUGUUCUACCGCAUCUACUUGAGUGGAUUCCUUAACGAUGUGGAUCAGCUGCAGACCGCCGAGGAUCAACGGGAUAGCUACUGGACGAAACGCCGCUUUCAACGCCACUUUCACUGAGUCUACCAAGAACUGCUGAAAAGCCAUUCUAUAAACCUUGUCACAGAUAACCGAUAGCAUUCAGACUGAUGCUCAACACUAAGUAAACAAGAUAUGCA
Messenger RNA from Opisthorchis viverrini, 917 nucleotides. RefSeq lists its product as hypothetical. Bases 1 to 819 code for a protein of 272 amino acids. NCBI's taxonomy places the organism in Eukaryota, Metazoa, Platyhelminthes, Trematoda, Opisthorchiida, Opisthorchiidae. The record is from RefSeq and is a predicted model, not a curated record. The transcript is spliced from 3 exons.